Pipra filicauda (Wire-tailed manakin) is the source of this 5540-nucleotide messenger RNA. RefSeq names its product core 1 synthase, glycoprotein-N-acetylgalactosamine 3-beta-galactosyltransferase 1 (gene C1GALT1). NCBI's taxonomy places the organism in Eukaryota, Metazoa, Chordata, Aves, Passeriformes, Pipridae. Gene Ontology annotation, cellular component: membrane. The transcript has 4 exons. The record is from RefSeq and is a predicted model, not a curated record. Gene Ontology annotation, molecular function: N-acetylgalactosaminide beta-1,3-galactosyltransferase activity. Bases 174 to 1274 code for a protein of 366 amino acids.
GGGCCGCCGGCACUGGCAGCGCCGGCACCGCGGCGCGGAGGGUCCGGCGGGUCCCGCGGCGCGCUCGCCCUCGGCUUCCUGCCCUGCGCGCGGCCAGCGGGUGCCCGCGCGCCGGCGCGCGGCUGAUCGCGCGCCGGGGCCCCGCCGGCCUGCGAGUGUCUUACCUUCAGGAGAUGGCCUCUUCUAAGUCUUUGAUGAACCUUCUAACCUUCACUUUUGGAUCAGCAAUAGGAUUUUUCAUCUGCUAUCUUCUGUUUAGCAUUAUACUAGAAGAACAAGUUAAGAUCCAGCCUCAUGUUCUUCACAACGAUCCACAUGGUCAACACUCAGCAGAUAUUGAUAACAAUCAGUUGCAAGGACAAAUGAAUUUCAAUGCGGAUGCUGGACAGCAUAAAGAUGAGGAUAAAAAUAUUGCAGAGGGGCUGUAUCAGAAGGUGAAAAUACUGUGUUGGGUCAUGACUGGACCUCAAAAUCUAGAAAAGAAAGCCAAGCAUGUUAAGGCCACUUGGGCUCAACGCUGUAAUAAAGUACUUUUUAUGAGCUCUGAAGAAAAUAAAGACUUCCCAACUGUGGGCCUAGAAACCAAAGAAGGCAGAGACCAACUGUACUGGAAGACUAUUAAAGCUUUUCAAUAUGUAUAUGACCAUUAUUUUGAUGAUGCUGAUUGGUUUAUGAAAGCAGAUGAUGAUACAUAUGUUAUACUGGACAAUUUGAGAUGGCUUCUUUCAAAAUACAGUCCAGAACAACCAAUAUACUUUGGACGAAGAUUUAAGCCUUAUGUGAAGCAGGGCUACAUGAGUGGAGGAGCAGGGUAUGUUCUGAGCAAAGAAGCUCUGAAGAGAUUUGUUGCUGCAUUUAAAACGAAUAAAUGCUCUCAUAGUUCCUCUAUUGAAGAUCUAGCACUAGGAAAAUGCAUGGAGAUCAUUAAUGUGGAAGCAGGAGAUUCUAGGGAUACAAGUGGUAGAGAAACCUUUCAUCCCUUUGUUCCAGAACAUCACUUAAUCAGAGGAUAUCUACCAAAAACAUUCUGGUACUGGAAUUACAAUUACUAUCCUGCUGUAGAGGGUCCUGGAUGCUGCUCCGAUCUAGCAGUUUCAUUCCAUUAUGUUGAUUCUAUGACUAUGUAUCAUUUGGAAUAUUUGAUUUAUCAUCUUCGUCCGUAUGGGUAUUUGUAUCGGUACAAUCCUGAUUUGUCAAAGAAUCCAGAAGAGCAGAGCAAAAAUGAAGUACUGGAGGAUAAUCAAAAGCUAAAGCAAAAAAUUUCUGAGAGAUAAUUAGACUUUGAAGAAACCAAAAAGAAGCCAGUACAAUGAGUAAGAGUCUCCUCAAACUCGUGCAUGAAGCUUGUGGACUGAAAUUACUCCUGGCAAUUCUUAUUUCAAAAAUCAAGUUGGCAGAAGUUCCUGUCACACUGUGUUCAAUAGAGUCUGGUGCUGGCUCUGACUGUUUGGGAGAGUGUUACCUUGGAGCCCCGCUUACAAAGAUUUGGGGCCCAAAAGCUGUGAAAUAGGAGAUUGUUCUGUAACAUUAAUACCUGGAAGAAUUUGUAUAAAAAACAUAGUGGGUGGGUUCACAGAUAAUCAUACAGUAUAUCUGUUCCUUUUUCUGUUCUCCGCUGUUUCCUCUCUGUUCAGUCAGUUUUAAUACUCGAAAUUGGAUGCUGCCCAGUCAAACACUUCAUGAUGGCUUUCUCUAGUAUUACCAGCAUCUUGAAGAUACUUUGUGUAUCUUGCCCUAAAAGGAAGGGAGAGGCACAAUAGUAAGAGUCUCAAGUCUGCUUUGCCUUAACAACAGACUGGUUAUUAUGAAUAGGCAGAAAUUCAGACACAAGAUUAAUCUGCGUUGUUUCAGAAAUGGUAUUCACUGCUAUGAGUUAGUUUUAAAAAUUUUAAGUCUCUGUUGUACAAAACAAUAUGAAGUUGGAUCACUACUGUUUUAAGGAGAAACCUAGAAAUGGUUACUGUUGUUUAAGUUGCUGAGGUGAUGCAAGCUGCUUACAUAUUUGCCUGUGGCUUUUUUUUUUUUCUCUUAUUAACUCAUCCUGUUGGUUGAAUGGAGAUAAAAAUUAAUCUGAGUAUUUCUUAACAUAAGGUAGAUGCUUUUUGAAAUAGAAGUCUGUCUUCCAUCCCACCUUCUAGGUAAACCGGAAAGAAUAGUAUCUUAGCAAAGUUACAGUGCCAUUGUAACAACCUGGUUUCAGCCACUAUUAUAAUUAGUUUGUUUCUGUUUAAUUUUCACAUCGCUGUACUUAGAGAUUAAAGUUUUCAUAUACGAACAAGUCCUGUUCUAAAACUGCAGGAAAGCCAGUUUAUUUGGCUGAAGUACUUAAUUGCACUUUUCUGGAUAUUUUUUUCUCCACUUAAAAAAUUUCUUCUGUAUCUGCUUCUUGUACCCUUUUUCAGUACAAAGUGGUAAAUGAUCCUUAUUUUGUUCUUUCUGAAGCUGAAGCAUAUAGUAAUUCAGGUAAGCCAGCCUGAAUGUAGGAAUCUUUCAAAGUGCAUUAACUUUCUCCACUACUUCAUAAGUAUCUCUGCCUCUUAACUGGAAACACUUUCUUGGUGUGGGACAAAAUAGGUGUUUUAAUUACUGAAUUUUUUUCAGAGGCCAAACCUAUGUUUUAUAGAGUUAACAUAAAACUUUCUGGUUUUCUCCUUUUCAAAUUGAGUGAAUAGCAGUAGGGGGGGAUGGGAUUAAGCAUGACAUGUAAUGUUUCUUUAUUCCACACUUGAACAAAAGUUUCUUCAUGUUUUUAUUACUUUUCACCUUCAUCAUAUUGAUGAAUUUGGACAUAACCUAAAUACCUCCAGUCAUUGUUUUGGAAAGGGCACAUACUGGUAGCAGACAGCCUUAAUUACUACUGCUGUCCUUCAGGAUGUUCCUGGAAGAAGGUGUUACCAUAAAGUACUGGAAUUUUUUUUUUCAAAGGUAGUUCUAGUACAGAUUGAGGUUCUAUAUGUUGUCCAACAGUAAAGUCAUGACUUCCUUUCUGACCAUUGCUCUGCAACAAUGGUAAUUACUGAAACAGCUCAUGGUGUUGAAAUGCUGCAUACAUCAUCUCUGCCUGAAUGUAGGCUGAAUUCAUAUAGUAUUAAUUAAACAUGUAGUUCUUGCAGGGUUAAAUCUAUUGGUCUUUCAUAAGCAGGACUGCCUCUGAAGUACUGAUAGGGACAUGAGCUUUAUUUUAUGUUCAUAGACUUUAGCAGAAAAUUAUAACUGCAUUGGUUUAAAAAAGGAAGAAGUUUUCAGUUUGCUCUAGUCAGAGGGAUGUUUGUCCACAGGACAGUGGAUGUUACCAUGCUGAGAGGGGCUUCCUUUUGUGAGCUAAAUGUUUAUCCCAUGUGCAGCACAAACCAAUCAUAUUGUGAAAUCCAUAUGGAAUUGGUAACUCCAGUGGCACUGUUCAAACAUGCAGUUAAAAUAUUAAGAAUACUUAAGGAAGGUAUAAAAUGAAAUCAAGAUCCCAACCUAAUCUCUUUGUAAAUUCAGCCCAUGUAGAAGAGCUACUGAACUACUGUACAGUUCCUUUAUUCCUGAUUUCUUUCUCAGUUCAUCUGUGGGGAUUAAAAUAUUUUCUACCGCAACAGGCAGAACUAAUCCUGCAUAUUUUCUGCAGAUUUUUGUCAUAUGUUUGCCCUAUGCUGCCUUAUGAAACAACAUCAUUUUCUCUUCAUAUUCCUUACUAUCCUGACUAUCCCGACUCUGGCUUUGCAGUUUCAUCCUACAUAAGUCUCAAGUGGACAGGAGGAAGCAGGUAGUGGGAUGUUUGAGCUUCACGCAGGUUGUUUGCUGAGGUGACAAGGUAAACCAGCCACUGUUGAGCUCAUGGUGAAGCCUUUUCUCAGCAGCAGUUCUAAUUCUUAUCUGCGGCCCAGCUGGGGCUUGUAAAUUUAGCAGAGCAGGGCAGGAAUAUCCCUUUCCACAAAACAUGCAGGACCUCAGAGAGACUGGAAAAAUAAAGAGACAGGUUCCAUUUCUGAAGGGAAUAAGGCUAAGGACAUACUACCUUAUGGUGAGUGGGUGUCCUGUCUGGAGAAACGAGUAGCCUUUUCUUGAAAUGUCCAUUCUUGCUUUGUUUUAAAGUGUCCUUGUACAUAGGUCUCUGAAUCUAUUUCUUUUGCCUUUUUAACAGCACUACAAAGAAUUUUGUUUCCUUCCAGACAAGGUAGAAAAGUAUCGGGUUUUACAUUCUGUGAUUAUAACAGAGGCCUGUUGUUCGCUGUUGAACUGUAUUGCCAUAACCAUGAGCUGAUACCUCUGGAAUAAUUGGUUUCUAUCUCACUGCCUUCAGAAGCCUCAGUAGACAAGAUUGGAAUGUGAACAGUUAGUAUAAUUUUCAUGUACAAUACUAUGCUACUACUAGUACUUUGUUAUUUCACUCUCAGAUCUUUAUGCUUUGAGAAAGUAUUUAUUGAGUUUGAGCAUUUUUGCGGCCCAAGGAAGGCUGUAUUUCAGGUGGAGAGACUUUCUGAAGCACAGGAACAUGGACUCACUUAGGCCAUGCAGGUUAUUGCUCUCUGGUUUGGUUUGGUUUUGUUUCUAAGAGAGAUUUCUUCAUUUUAUAAAAACUAAAAGCUUCUGUUGGCACUGUAGUGAUUUAAAUGAUCCAUUUAAAAAUUUGGAACUGUUUUCUUGAAAUUACUAGGCAGUGGACGUGGAAAUGUCUCUUAGUGUGACAGAGUAACAUUUUAACCUUGUAUUAAGUGCUUUUCAGUUCACAAAGAUUGAGAAUGCCAAGAAGUUACCUCCUGAUCACUGUUCUUAAUCAGAGGAGAUUAAUCUUGGUUUGCAGAACAAGACCAAUUUUAAUCUUCUUUCACUCCCAAUUCAUUUUUUGCAGUCUGUAUUGGUCUUGUUUAAGAGUUUACACACUGAUGAUGUUAAUACCUGUUCUCAUUUUGUGGAAGCUCUUUUCCCAGUACCUUUUGCCUUUAAGGACACUUUGUUUUGCUUUGGUGGGGGUGUAUAUUAAAAAUUACUUUUUCUUCACAUGUUGCCCUUUGUUCUGUUUUGCUUCCAGAAUUAUAAAUUUCAGUGAGUAGCUGAUAGAGUAGCUCUUACGAACAGUUUGUUAUCUGAGCAGAGUGUUUUGCCUUUGUACGACAGAAAAGUGUGGGUUAUUUCUCUGCUGUACCUGCUACUGAUACUGAUAAUGCACGCACAGAUGAAAAUGGAUUCCUCAAUACAGGACCACUGGGAAAGGCAGUUUUGUCCUUUUUCUGUCAAGAAAUUUUCUGUGGAACUCUAAAAGUGUAAUUUGCUUUGUUCUACCAUACUGUAUUUAAAAUACUCCACAAAUGUUAUUAAUAGUUUAAAAGAAUUGAAUCUUGCUGCUGGACAGUAUACUCCACUUAAAACCUGUGAAUGUUUCACUUUGCAGUUAUGGGUAGCUGUGUUCCUAACGGUAGAUAAAAGUUGGUGACUUGUCUGGAAUGAUCACCAUAAGGAUUUGUUUCUUAAAUAUCUUCUUUGAAGUGCCUUUGACCAAUUUUUAGCAUCAAAAUUAAGUUGAGAAUUGAAUAAAUAAAAUAAGUUAUCUCAUA